AUGUCAAAUAGUUUUUUCCAACCGUCCACCUUUGAUCUGUCUGAUGAUCAGCACCAAGGCAUGCCAAACAGGUUUUCAGCAUACGUACUUGCGAACUAUCUGACUGAGGAGCAAGAAAAAUUUAGGCAAGCGGCAGCAGCAGUAGCCGCCAUGCAUGGUCUUCGCCGCCCUAACCCUAAUCUGGCCGCCACUACUCAUCAAAACCCUAAUUCAACCGUUAGGCGUGGGUCUAAUUUCAAAACCCAGCAGGGCGUGCGUCAGGAGUCGAGAAUUCAUAAGCCGCAGCCACAACAUAUUUACAAUAACAAUACUAACAAUAACCAUCAUCAUCAUCCCCGUUCAAAUUCCCAUGGCGAUUUUAUGGUUUACAGGUCACAAAAUCAAAAUCAUCAAAGUCGAAAUCAAAAUGCGUAUGCUGCUGCUUCUGCAUUACAAAAGUAUUCUCAAGCUCAGGCUCAUUAUCAGUUUGGCAUGCAACAACAAGUCGAACAUGCUUUUCGACUUGUAGUCAGCAGCAUAGGGCUGCCAUCAUCAACUUAUAAUCCCAUGCUCUUGAGCUCACAACCCGCGGUAGCGACGACGCUAACAAUGGGACUUUCUGGAGAGCUUUCUCAGCAGCAGCAUCAGCAGGCCAGCAAUUUUGUUAAUUUUGUGGGACAUAAAAAUAUGAAUCCAAUUCAGCCUCCCCAUAAUCCUACUACAAGAACUCUUACUCUUCAGGAAAUGGAUGAUGGAGGGAACCAACAGGAUGGCCUUGAUUUGUCCCUCAGGCUCUGA
Molecule: messenger RNA, 777 nt
Organism: Prunus armeniaca (apricot)
Lineage: Eukaryota; Viridiplantae; Streptophyta; Magnoliopsida; Rosales; Rosaceae
Source: the annotation of a GenBank genome assembly